AUGGACCGUCAGGCCGCCGGAGUCCGGGCGCUGGGGGCCGCCGAGCCGCUUCGGGGUCCGCCGCUGCCGAGCGCGCGGGAGGCGCCCCCCAGCCCGGCGGCCACCUUUGCCCCCACUGACCACUCCGGGCAGCAGAGAGAGACCGAGAAGGCCAUGGAUCGGCUAGGCAAUGGAGCACAGAGCGUCCCUAAUGGUAGUCCUACCCACGGUGAGGGCACUCACUCGGAAGAGGAAGGCUUUGCUAUGGAUGAUGAGGAUUCGGAUGGGGACCUGAAUACCUGGGAGCUGUCAGAAGGGGUAUCCGACUGUCCGCCCAAGGAACAGGCUGCUGAUCUUUUUAACGAGGACUGGGACUUGGAGUUGAAGGCAGAUCAAGGGAAUCCGUAUGAUGCCGAUGACAUCCAGGGUUGCAUUUCUCAAGAUGUCAAACCUUGGGUGUGCUGUGCCCCGCAAGGAGACAUGAUCUAUGACCCCAGUUGGCACCAUCCGCCCCCGCUGAUACCCCAUUAUUCCAAGAUGGUCUUCGAAACAGGACAGUUUGAUGAUGCUGAGGAUUGAGUCUGCAGCUUCUUGCCUGGUGGGUGGGCCUGCCCUCCAGAUGAAGGUCUCUCUUCCUUUCAUUGAGGUGAGAGGUCACAUUUGAGGACCCAUUCCCAGCGGUCCCGGAGUCGGGAACAUAGACUGGUGUUAACUAAGACCCCAGUGUCCUCCAGUUCUGUUGUUGUUGUUGUUUUUAGUGAGCUCCUCCUUGGGACAUGUGAGUGUUUGUGUCUGUGUCAGG
Molecule: messenger RNA, 781 nt
Organism: Odobenus rosmarus divergens (Pacific walrus)
Lineage: Eukaryota; Metazoa; Chordata; Mammalia; Carnivora; Odobenidae
Gene: COPRS
Product: coordinator of PRMT5, differentiation stimulator
Exons: 5
Coding region: 1-558 (185 amino acids)
Cellular component (GO): nucleus
Molecular function (GO): histone binding
Source: RefSeq, a predicted model, not a curated record